GGGGACAGGGUGGUGGUGGCAGGGUGGUGGUGGCAGUGCCCGUGCUGGCAGUGGUAGGGACAGGGUGCUGGUGGCAGUGCCCAUGCUGGCAGUGCCACCCUGGCUGUGCCCGCAGGAGCCCACCUGGCUGCAGGACGAGGAGGAUGAGCUGUGGCCCGAGUUCCCUCCCUGCUUGUCCCCAGAGGGGGCCACCAGUCCCACGUCCCCCCUCUCCCCGACAUCCCCUGUGUCCCCCACAUCCCCGGCAUCCCCUACGUCCCCCACAUCCCCCACAGCUGGCACCGAGGGCUCAGGGGGCAGCGAAAGGGGUGCGCCGAAGGGGGGGCCGCAGGGCCGGGCACCCCCUGGGACAGCAGGGCCGAGGCCCAGGCCAGAGGGAGCCGGGGGGCGGCCACGGGUGAGUGCCCGGGCACAGGGGCGCAGCGCCAUCCUGGAGAAGUUUGGAGGGUGAGAGGGGCCUGGCCCCAUGGGGUCCACGGGGGGGCUGGGGUCAACGGGGCAAGGCACGUGGGAACUGGGUGACCAUGGGGCAAUGAGGGGCACGGGAGGGCUGGGGGUCCAUAGGGCAAUGGAAGGUAUUGGGGGGCUGGGGGACCAAGGGACAAUGAGGGCCACAGAGGGCUGGGG
Molecule: messenger RNA, 627 nt
Organism: Calidris pugnax (ruff)
Lineage: Eukaryota; Metazoa; Chordata; Aves; Charadriiformes; Scolopacidae
Product: proline-rich proteoglycan 2-like
Exons: 3
Coding region: 83-451 (122 amino acids)
Source: RefSeq, a predicted model, not a curated record